UCCUCUCGGGCGAUAUGUCGACCUCCUCGUCAGCCCCCCGUUCCACGUGGCCGGUGUAUGGUCCAGUGCCGAUGACUCGAUGCACUGACUGCCCACGGACUGCGCCACUGAAGCGGUUGACUUCGAAGGAGGAGAAGAAUGGGAACUUUGGGCGCGAGUUCGUCAAAUGCGAGAGCAAGCCGGAGGGGCAGAUCGUGAAGAAAUGCCACCAUUUCGAGUGGAUGGAUGAUUACAUCCAGAGGCUUCAAGGGUUGGGCUUGCUGGAUUCGAGGGGGAAUGCAAUCCGCGAGUUCAAUCUGCCCCAUGACAGUGCCGCUCCGGCAGCAGCAGCACGUCCGGAAUACCCAACGGUGGUAGAUGUCGAACUGAAGACGGAAUUGAAGAAGAUGAACAAGAACUUCAAGCAGCUGAUUGAGUUGAAGAAGCAAUCCAAUCUGAUAGCUUUAGGAAUACUUGCUCUAGGAAUUUUUUACUUGAUGGCCAUCUCUCGUUAGAGA
Messenger RNA from Aegilops tauschii subsp. strangulata, 497 nucleotides. NCBI's taxonomy places the organism in Eukaryota, Viridiplantae, Streptophyta, Magnoliopsida, Poales, Poaceae. The record is from RefSeq and is a predicted model, not a curated record.